Symbiodinium natans is the source of this 1944-nucleotide messenger RNA. The record is from the annotation of a GenBank genome assembly. NCBI's taxonomy places the organism in Eukaryota, Dinophyceae, Suessiales, Symbiodiniaceae.
AUGUCGCGCAUGAUUUUCGGGAAGCUGGCGCUCAGCAGCACCUUGCUGUGGUCUUUUGGGGAGGCCUGCACCAUCAUUGCCGUUGGCAAGGACGCAAGCGCCACGGGCUAUCCCAUGGUCUCGCAUAGCGACGACAGUGGCCCAAGCACCACGGACGUGCGCCUGGUGCGGGUGCCGAGGAAGAAGUGGCCGAAAGGUUCCGUGCGGAAGCUCUACGAAUGGCGCAGCCCGUACCCGCGCCUCGUGAGCUCCCACAUGGCGCCCGCGUACCAUCCGGUGGAGGGGCAGGAGGAGUUCGAGGUCAUUGGCGAGAUCCCGCAGGUGGAAGAAACAUGGGGCUACUGGGACACGGACUAUGGCAUGCAGAACGAGUGGGGCCUCUCCAUCGGCGAGAGCACGGCCACGGCCAUGACGGUAGGCUGGGCAGCGGCCAAGGACAAGCCUUGGGGCAAGAACCGUGUGGGCAUCGAAGACCUUACGAAGUUGGCCAUGGAGCGCUGCAAGACAGCCAGGUGCGCGGUGCAGGUGAUGGGCGACAUCGCCGUGGAGCAGGGGUUCUACAGCGCCGACUCGGGGAGUCCCGACGCACCUGCUUAUGGAGGCAGCUCCGAGGCCCUGGUCCUGGUGGAUGCGGAGCCAGGGGACAUGUGGGUCUUCAACGUGCUCACGGGCAAGCAGAAUGCCUCGGCCAUCUGGGCGGCGCAGCGCUUGCCCAGCGACCAUGUGGCGGCGGUGGGAAAUUCCUUCACCAUCCGCAGCCUGGACCUGAAGGAUCCGGAGAACAACCUCUUCAGCCCAAAGGUGACGGAGCUCGCGGAGGAGAUGGGAUGGUGGAGCCCGAAGGAUGCGAAGUUCGAGGGCGACUUCGACUUCUUCGGUGCCUACGGCUACCAGCCCUACGAGUACAACACGGCCCCAGGACAGGUGGAGAGCACCAAGAACCUGCUGAGCUUCUAUAGCGGCCGCCGCAUGUGGCGUGUCUUUAGCCUGCUCAGCCCGGAGGAAGGGGGGAAGUUGGACCCGGAGCUCGGGAACCUGCCCAAGACGAAGAACCCCUAUCCACCCUCGGUGAGGGCUCCCAAGCAGACGGUGACGCGCGGCAUGGUCAUGAACGCGCUGCGCGACCACUACGAGGGCACCCCCUAUGACCUCACCAAAGGCAUGGCGGCAGGUCCCCACGGCACGCCCAACCGCGGACCUGUUCAUGGCCUCACAGGUCAGUGGGAACGUGCCAUCUCCAUGUUCCGCACCGGCUACUCCUACGUCCUGGAACCUCGGCCCCGUCGGCGCAGCCGCACCUGGUUCGGCUACGACGCAGCGCACGGCACCGUGUGGCUGCCGUUCUACGGGGCCUCAGACAUCCCGGCACCGGAGAUGUACAGCGCCCACGGCCUGAACAUGUCCACCUUCAACACCCAGGCAGCUUGGUGGGCCUUCAACCUCAUCAACCAGUACUCCGACCUGAACUUCGAGCUGAUCAACGCGGAGGUUCGGGCUCGGGCCUUGGAGAUGGAUCGCGAGGCAACCGCGGCCCUGGAGGAGUGGGAAGCUUCGUGCUCGGAGGGUGAGUUGGCGGAGCGCGCCAAUGCCUUCGCCGUGCAGAAGGUGCAGGAGUGGUGGCAGCUGGCUUGGCACCUCAUCGCCAAGUACGGCCGCUUGGUGACCACGUACAACGAGUCCGACAGGGGGGUGGAUGCAGAGGGCCAGAAGUAUCCACUCUGGUGGCUGAGAAGCCCAGACGUCGGCUUCACCUUGUGGUCACCCACGGGGCCCUUCCACGGCCUUCCCUAUGGGAGUCGCGUGGCCACGGGCCUGGAUGCUCAGUGGAUCUCAUGCCUUGGCGUUUUGAUGUUGGGUGCAAUCACCUACGUUUUGGGCCUGCAACACGGCCGCCGCAUGGAGUGCAAGGACACCGAUGGACACUACGUUUCCAUUGAGCCUUAG